GUCAUGAGGAGAGAGUCAAUCAUGGCUGCUUCCGUGGUGCGGUGGCUAAAAAGAUUGUACGUUUUCAUGUUGACAUGUCCCCUCUGUGUCCCAGCCUUCUUGAAUUUUGAAGAGCUGAAUGAGAUGAAAUAUGGCAUUCAAAUUCUCUCCGACCCCGUCAUGUUGGGCCAGACCAAGGCAGAGGAGGUGAUGAUCGUGUCCAGCAAGUACAAGCAGAUGUACGAGUGUCGACUUCCAGCCCAGGCCAUCCGGUUUCAUCAGGACCCUGCCUCUGAGCCCGAUUCACAAGGGUACACUGGGCCUGACAUCCCUGAACUACUUAGUCCGAUGCACGAUGCCCAGUGUCUAGUAAAGACGAAGGACUGGUGGACAUAUGAGUUCUGCCAUGGUCUGCAUAUCAGACAGUACCACCUUGAAGACACAGAAAUCAAAGGGGACAUUCUCUUCCUCGGUCAUUAUGAAUCUGAAUUUGAUUGGAGCAAUGAAACAGCCAAGGCCUCCAAACAGCACAGGCUGAAGCGCUACCACAGUCAGACCUAUGUAAAUGGAUCAAAGUGUGACCUAAAUGGAAAUCCAAGAGAAACUGAAGUUCGGUUUGUGUGUGAAGAAGGCUCAAGUGACUACAUUGCCCGAGUGGAUGAGCCUCAGUCGUGCCGCUACGUGCUGACCGUUCACACCAGUCGUACCUGCCAGCAUCCGUUUCUGCGGCCACCAUCCACUGCCAAGCCACAGAGUAUUGUGUGCCAGCCAGCACUAAAUGCCCAGCAGUACAUGGAUUACGUCAAGGCUCAAGUCUCGGACACAAAGCGUAAAGUAGAGCAGAUCUCAGAGGAGCUGAGGACUCUUGAUGAGAUGCUGGCUGGUAAUAAAGGGGCAGAUGGUGCAGUGGAAGUAACGGCAGAAGAGACAUCACCUGCACCCAGUGAUGAACUGAACCACUUAGAUAUUGCUGAUGUAUCUGAGGAUGCCGGGUCAGAGGAGGCAGAAGAUUCUGACUUCUGGGAGGGAGUUACAAAGCCAGGAAGUUCAGAAACAACUGCUUCUCAACAGGAGAAUCAGGCAGCAGAGGAUGGCUAUAACUCACUUACAGACAAUGAAGUCAUAGAUGACGGUGAUGAAGUUGAAAAAUUUAACUUUAAAAUCAUCACUGACCCAGCUGACCUGAUGAAAUUUGUCCAACAUCUCAAAGAGAGCAACAGAAAGAAAGCACAAAAUCAGGUCAAAAGUCGAGGAGAGAAACCGACGAGCGACAGAGUAACAGAGAAGCUUGGCGAGGAAGAGAAAGAUGAAGAUGAACGGCUACAACAGGAGUUUGAGGAUGAGAUGUCCGACCUCUCAGUGACCUCUGAUAAGAUUGAAGAGAUAAAGGAGGAAAUGCAGAAGGAGUUUGACAACAUCAUAAAUGAGGCUCAGCAGGAAUUAGAGACAGAAGGUCUGAAAGGGGAGUUUGAUCGCACUCAAGCAACACAGACGCUGGAGACGACGCUUGACAAGCUACUUGAUCAUUUGGAGGACAAAGAUGUCCAGGACCCAGAGCAGCAAACAGCAGGAGUUCAAAGAGCCAGUGACCCCACCAGGGGCAGCCCCAGCCUGGCUCCAAAACAGCCAGACCAAGCAGCUGACGACCAUGUUAAGAUCAAAAUUACUAAGUAUAAGACGGGCAGCAGCCCUGAUGGGGAGGUCAAAGUUCAGGAGAUGGGCGAAGGAGACCCCCAGUGGCAGCACAUAAAGGACGUGGUUAAAGAACAGCUAGAGAGAGCAGGACUGAAGGCAGAAGGUAAAAUUGAGGUGAAGAUCUUGACGCGAAAAAAUGCAGAGGAGGCAGGUGAUCAGUGGCUGACUGAAGAAGAUACAAAGUCCUUCAGGGAGCUCCUCAUUAAUCUCCUGACUGGAGGCACAGAAGAGGUGUACAAAGAGCAAAAGAGGCAGCAGGAGUUGGAAAACAACUAUAAGUUUGUGUGGGGAGAGUCCCAGGAGGAGUCCCAGUCAUCCAGCACCUCUGACUCAGACGACGUGGACAUAUGAGCUCGUUCAGUGCACCUGUUGUGAUGGUGAACUCCUGUGGAGAGAGCCCCAAUUAUUCAAUUACUGCUAUUAAACCUGGUGGAUAAUAUCUACUCACCUGUUUGCACAUUCAGAAAAUGUGUCUGUGUGUCUUGAAUAGGCAAUACGUGUCUGGAGUAGGCACAAGUUACAUGUUGCACGAUGAGAAUGCAACAUCUCAGCUGUACUGUUCAGUUGAAUAAAGUUAUGCAUUUUCCACUUUUUGAUGGGAUUCAGUUUUGAAAGAUGGUACCAUUUUUUUUUUUAGUGACUUCAACUGAAUAUUUGCAUCUAGUCCUGAAGUUGUCAGCAGCACUGUGUCCAACGUUGAAUUAUUACUUGCUUUUGUGUUAUAUGUUGCUAUUGACAAAGAAUCCCUUACAUUUAAAAGACAGCUGGAGGAUAUUGUGCAUGCCUCAACGAACUGGAGGAGUGUUUGAACAGGUUGUUUAAUUGACUGUUUACUCAAAAGUAUGAUUUUGUCUGUACAUGAAUAACAAAGGACAAAUACUGGAUUUAAAAUAGUUUGAGGGUUCACAUUUCAGUUCCCACUUGUCGUUGGAACUUCCUGUUGCUGCAUUUGGUGAUUAGAUUAAACACAAUUGUAGGUUACGGAAGUGUUUGUACACAAGCUGUGGCACUUUAUAUAUUUAGAAAAAGUUUGUGUAAACUCGGAAUUCUAACAUUGUUUCACAAAAAUGUCAGUUUCUUUUGGGUUGUUGUGCUUUUAAAUGAAUCCAAAAGAAUAUUACUUAAGUUUAGGAAGUUACAUCUUUUAAGUUUGUUCUUUUUUAACUUGUACUAAUUUCUGACAAGAAUGAUAUUUACCAUAAUUUUGCAAAGGAAAAGAAAGAACGCUACAAUAUCAAUCAGAUUCAGUGAACACAGAUAAUGAAUCCACACACAACUUUUCUAAAGAUCCUUCAGAGGUGUAUUUAAGGGCUGAAUUUGUAUAACUUGUGAAUAACUGACAACUUGGAACUCAACUUGUACAUAAUUCUUUGUGAAUAUGUUUUUCAAUUGAUUUGAUGUAUAAUAGCACAAAUUAAGUUAGACUCGAGUUACCUGAGUAAAUGUGUUCAAACUUGUG
Molecule: messenger RNA, 3133 nt
Organism: Anoplopoma fimbria (sablefish)
Lineage: Eukaryota; Metazoa; Chordata; Actinopteri; Perciformes; Anoplopomatidae
Gene: os9
Product: OS9 endoplasmic reticulum lectin
Exons: 15
Coding region: 4-2025 (673 amino acids)
Biological process (GO): endoplasmic reticulum unfolded protein response; retrograde protein transport, ER to cytosol
Cellular component (GO): endoplasmic reticulum lumen
Source: RefSeq, a predicted model, not a curated record